AUGGAGCCGGCGGUGGUGUGCUGCGGUGGCAGCUGCUACGGCGCUUGCAUGGCCUACUACUGCAUGGCAUCCUUCACGGGAUGUUGUUGCAUCCUACACGCCAUGGCUCGUGGCUACAUCCGGAACAAGUAUAACAUCCCCUCACUUGGUGCUGUGCGCCCUGCGCGAUGUGCCAAGAGCGUCGAGAGCUCAUCAUCCGCGGCCACUCCAGGGAUGACAGUCCCGUCAAAUCCCAAAGUAGACGCCGCCGGGCCGNCGGCGCUGCCGAUGCUGGCUGCUGCUGGGAUUUAUCCGCAAAUUCCCAAGACAGUACCCGGCUCCUCCUGCCCCCCCUAA
Volvox carteri f. nagariensis is the source of this 336-nucleotide messenger RNA. RefSeq lists its product as uncharacterized. The record is from RefSeq and is a predicted model, not a curated record. The transcript has 4 exons. The coding region runs from base 1 to 336 and encodes 111 amino acids. Lineage: Eukaryota; Viridiplantae; Chlorophyta; Chlorophyceae; Chlamydomonadales; Volvocaceae.